GGAAGAAGCAGCAGCUGUGGGAAAGGAAGUCACAGCAAGAGCUUUAACAGCAGCUCCAGGGACCGGCUGCAUCAGAACCUGCAACUCUGCAACUGCAACUCUGCAACUGCAACUCUGCAACUCUGCAACAUGUGCUCCUGGCAAAUUCACUCUUUCACCCACACCGACAAUAACAUACGGUUUUCUAUAGACUGAAAGAACUUUACUUUUGUUGUGCAGAGUUAUUUUGUAUCUGCAUUUCCUGGAUCUUAUUGUUUUUGUAAUCUGAAUGACAAGUUUCUACCCAUUUAUUGGCAAAGUGUAUUUUCCCAGAAGAAGAAGAAGAAGAAGCCGCGUGUCGUUUGGCAUUUUAGGGAGACAUCGGGGAUAAUGGCAAAGAGCUGCCUGGUCAGUCGCACCCAGACGGUUCCCAGGGAAGAUCCGUUCCUGAGCAGCUACAGACUGUUGGGCAAGGAGUUGGGCAGGGGGAAGUUUGCGGUGGUCAGGAAAUGUGUGGAACUGGGCAGUGGCAAGGAAUACGCCGCCAAGUUUUUGAGGAAACGUAGAAAAGGCGAGGAUUGUCGCAGCAACAUCAUCAACGAAAUCGCCAUCCUCGAAAUGGCCAGGUUUUCCCCGUACGUGGUGGAUCUUCAUGAGGUGUACGAGACCAACAACGAGAUCAUCCUCGUCAUGGAAUAUGCGGCUGGGGGUGAAAUCUUUGAGCAGUGUGUGGCCGACCACGACGAGGCUUUCACCGAGAAAGAUGUCGUCCGACUGAUCCGCCAGAUUCUGCAGGGGGUGCUGCACCUACACACGUGCCAUGUUGUUCAUCUGGACUUAAAGCCACAGAAUAUCCUGCUGACUAGUAGCAAUCCCCUCGGGGACAUUCGUAUUGUGGACUUUGGCCUAUCCAGACAGGUGGACACCAUAAAGGAGGUCAGAGAGAUUCUGGGAACCCCAGAGUAUGUUGCUCCUGAAGUCCUGAACUAUGAGCCAAUAAGCACCGCGACUGAUAUGUGGAGUGUUGGGGUGCUGGCCUACGUCAUGCUAACAGGGGUAUCACCAUUCCAGGGAGACACCAAACAAGAAACUUUCCUAAACAUUUCCCAGGUCAAUAUUCAGUAUGGGCAGGAAGAUUUCGAAGGAAUCUCAGAUCUGGCCAUAGACUUCAUCAAGUCCCUGUUAAUCAAGAAUCCCAGGAAGAGAAUUCGAGCAGAUCAAUGCCUGAAGCACCCUUGGCUCUCUUCGCCCAUUGAGUCUGAACCAUUAGAAGAGGCAACCAUUGAAAAGAAGGAAUCAGAAGUGGAGGCACCUGAGGUUACUGAAGAACUAGUUCUCUUGGCUUCUUAUACUGUGCAUUGCCCUUGCCGGCAGUUGGAGAGCAGGGACUCCAUAGAGGCUGAACUCAAGACAGUAAGAAAUCCGUUUAAUGCACUUCAGGAGAUCCAGUCUGAGGUUGUCUGUUAACAAGUCUGUUUCAUGUGCUUAAACUGAAGAGUUGUCACUGGAAAGAGACAAGUUUGGAGUGAGACCUUCAUGAGGAAUGAGUAGAGAAGCAGUGGUUUGGACCUGUUGAGCAUUGUAGUCAUGCAACAAGCUGCUGCACUUCUUGGAAAGCUCUGUUAAUAUUUGGCCUAACUGGCAGAUUUCACUCAAUGCCGACCUGACCUGUUACUUUGGCCUCAUAAUUGUGAAGAAUUUAGGCGGCAACUUGGACUUUCAAACAUCUCUCAAGGCUGCACCUUCAUGCCUGUGGAGCACGUGGUUGCAGAUUAGGACUAUGCAGAGAUGACUUUUAUUGUUGGAUGUUUAUGAAAUGUGCUCAUAGCUUCACCUUGUUCAUAUUGGAGUAUAUAUAGGCACAUACUGUAAAAUAGAAAGAGCUCAGCAAUUUACGGGUGGGUGUAUGUCUGCUUUCUUUUGCUCCAGUCUUCUGACCAGCUGCAUGGCUGAUACAGAGGUUAGCGCCAAAGCCAAUAGCAAAGCUGGACAUACAGGCUUGCUCUCACGCAUACUUCAUGUGUGCACUGAAUUUUAAAAAGGGAUUAUAAUUAUUAUUGCACUUGAACUAUUGAUGUUAAUUGUACAUAUGUGGGAAGCAGCUUCUCCACUAGAACGUGGACUUUUGAUGUGAAUGUUAACAUGGUGCCACUAUAUAAAUAAAGGAUGAUGAGAAUAUGCAGUUUUAUAGACAAUCCAUCACCUGCGUCUGCUUGCAUCAAAACAACUUUAUCUGGAUACCUUCAAACAAUUGUCUGUAUUUGCUGCAGUGGGUUUUGGUGUUUAAAGGAAUUGAAACUCACAACUGGGGUGGGGGGCCCUUAGACACUGACCCCCACUCUUUACAUUAGACGUCUCUAUUCACAAACAACAGGGAACUGCUGUACACAGAGAAGUCUUAUAAUUGGGGGAUCCUUGUUUGAAUUUUAUCAGCACUGAACAGGGUUUCUUUGAGGCUUUAAGGUGACCGUAGCCACAGGGUUCUCCAGUCUCAAUAACACAACACAGAGUAGGACAGAGUCUGGGGGAGUGAAGUUCAGUUCACGGAUGGUCUCUGUGCAUUAUACAAUUUCAAUGCUCCCAUUGGCCCAUGGAAUCCUCCAAUGAGAAUCCUGCCUCCCCUGUAUAUACCCCCUUGCCUGUCAGUAUGAUCUGCCCCGGAGGCACAAACCCACAGUCUAUGGUACUGGGCCAGACGUGUGCACAAACCCAGGAUUGUACAAGGUGCAGAUCAGGCCCACUGCUACUUCUACUUCUAUCUUUUGCUUCUGCUCUUUAUUCUUGACUAAUAAUGGCAGGACAGAGGUAAAACAGUGAUCUCCCUGUGUUUAGGAAUCAUUAGGCUUGUGUGAUAUCUGUGUGGAAAAGAAAAACACAUAAAAAGUAGAAGGAAAAUGAAGAAAAGGGACAAAUACUGUCGAUUGUUAGUAUUCCCAAAGCCAAACCCAUUUACUGUUAUUUUGCACAUCUGAUAAGACAUUUAUAUCGAUUUGUUGUUACAGGUAUGUGACUUUUGUGCAGUUGUUGCCUUCUUAAUAUGGAUACAAUUUUGGAAAUAAAGAUACAUGCCUACGUAUAUAGAAAUAGUGUUUUUUUUCUUUCUUUAUAUGGAUAAAAUGUUAUAAAUAAAGAUACAUGCCUACGUA
Molecule: messenger RNA, 3125 nt
Organism: Xenopus laevis (African clawed frog)
Lineage: Eukaryota; Metazoa; Chordata; Amphibia; Anura; Pipidae
Source: RefSeq, marked predicted